AUAUCACAAGUACUUGACCUUACUGAAAGAUGUCGGAAGUAUAUUUAUGGAUAUGUGUGUUAUUUGUUUAUGCGGGAGAGGUAUCUAACAGUGGAGUAUUCGAGGUUAAAAUCAGAUCGUUAUUCAACAAACAUGGCCGAACUGUCAGUGGGAGAUGUUGUGCAGGACCGGAAGUGGACGAUGCCUGCACUGCCACCUGUCGGACGUUUUUCACGCUAUGUCUGUUGCACUAUCAGAAACCUGUUCCUGUUUACCCGGCCUGUACCUUUGGUGAAACUAAAACCCAGAUAGUUGGUGCCAAUAAUAUAGGAAUUGGAAUCGGAGCAGAACCUGCAUUUUCUGUUGCGAUACCAUUCAGUUUCUCGUGGCCGGGUAAUUUUGCCUUCAUACUGGACGCCUGGCAUGAUCAACAUCGAAAUAAAAGCACUUCCGAUACCAGACAUAUCAUCUUGAGAGCUAGUCGUGCCAAAAGAUUAAAACCAUCGCCAUUAUGGGUGGAAGAUGAACGCCUUACCCGCACGUCACGGUUAGAGUUUAGUUACCGCGUGACGUGUGACGAGAACUAUCACGGUCUAGGGUGUGACAAGUGGUGUAAGGAGCGUGACGAUCAGUUUGGACACUAUCGAUGUACUCAGGGUGGUGUGAAAGUAUGUUCACAGGGUUGGCAAGGAGAACUUUGUGAUAAAGUGCAGUGCCCAAAAAGUUGCCUAAAGUCCAAUGGGUUUUGUGAUAAGCCAUUGAAUUGCAUUUGUCAGAGUGGCUGGAGGGGUCGAGACUGCCAGGAGUGUGUGACUGAUGUCAAAUGUUUACGGGGGUAUUGCAAGACAGCAUGGCAGUGUAUCUGUAAUGACGGUUGGAGUGGAUCCUACUGUAAUAUAUACAACGACUAUUGUGAAAGUUAUUCCCCUUGUUUUAAUGGGGCCGAGUGCGUUCCUGACGACACCAAAAAUUACACCUGUAAUUGUAGAGCAGGAUUCAUGGGAGAUAACUGUGAAAAAGAAUAUUGUUAUACAGGGUUUUGUUUAAAUGAUGGACUAUGUGAGGAGGUCGGCACCAAACGAGUCUGUAGAUGUACGAAAGGUUAUUCAGGCGAGAGAUGUCAAAACGUCAACCCAACAUGUGGUGAAAUGGCUUGCAAGAAUAAUGGAACUUGUAUGAGGUUAAAGAAAAAGUGGGCAUGUUCGUGUUUACCAGGCUACCAUGGUCACUUUUGUGAAAUUGAGAAGAACGAAUGUGCUUCAAAUCCUUGCAAAAAUGGAGGUUCAUGUCGUGACAGAGUAAAUGGAUAUCAUUGUGUUUGUGCUGACGGGUUUGCUGGAAUAAACUGUGAUUUAAUUUUUGACCCUUGUUUAGGAAUUCAAUGUUUUAAUGGCGGCAAAUGUCAUAAAAGAGGAUUUUUUAAUGCAGGCUGCGCAUGCCUGGCAAAUUACACUGGAUAUCGGUGUGAGACUCCGCGAAAUCCAUGUUAUGGAGUACACUGCCAAAAUGGCGGACAAUGUGUUGUGGGAAAAGCUAAAAAGGUGUCGUGUUCGUGCACUGACAAUUGGACAGGUAAACUCUGCCAAUUUGAAAAAGAAAAGAAAAAUAUUUGUGCCAGUCAUCCCUGUCCAGAAGGGAGUGUGUGCAAAUCUUAUACUGACAAUUAUAUUUGUAUUUGUUCAAAAGAAUUAAAGGGCGAUAACUGUGAUCAAACAAAACUUUCCUCUGAUGAUCCCGAUUCAAAAGUGAUACAUAAUAAUUCUAAGAACUCAGCUGUCAUAUUAUUUCAUAAUUCAUUCUUGUUUUUCAUAAUUUUAUUGGCAAUAAAGAUGGCAAUAGUGUCGUGAGUAAAGAAA
This is a messenger RNA of Lottia gigantea (owl limpet), 1835 nucleotides long. RefSeq lists its product as hypothetical. Gene Ontology annotation, cellular component: membrane. NCBI's taxonomy places the organism in Eukaryota, Metazoa, Mollusca, Gastropoda, Lottiidae. The record is from RefSeq and is a predicted model, not a curated record. The transcript has 10 exons. Gene Ontology annotation, biological process: multicellular organism development; Notch signaling pathway; cell communication. Bases 30 to 1826 code for a protein of 598 amino acids. Gene Ontology annotation, molecular function: calcium ion binding.